Molecule: messenger RNA, 1222 nt
Organism: Cantharellus anzutake
Lineage: Eukaryota; Fungi; Basidiomycota; Agaricomycetes; Cantharellales; Hydnaceae
Product: RraA-like protein
Exons: 4
Coding region: 225-938 (237 amino acids)
Source: RefSeq, a predicted model, not a curated record
GACAAUCUUGCCGCUGAGUGCCAAGGGUGGACAUGAACGAUGGUUCUCACUCUGUACAUGCUAUUCGCGCUGGGCGAAAAUUUUUCAGGAAGGGAUUGGAAGGCUUCGAUUCUUACAAUUGACGUUUAGACCCCUAGUCUAAUCUUCCUCUGGUUUUUCCUCCAUCCUUUCGGAGUCCUGAUUCGACGCACCCUUUUCUGAAAUCGCUCUGUUUUGGAUCUACCAUGUCCACCCCAUCCCAAGACUCGAUCUCUCCUCAGCUCGCUUCGUUUUCGUCUUGCGAAAUAUCCGAUGCACUAGUGAAGUUGGGCGUGAAGUCAGGAGGGCAUAUUCCCGACAUCGAGAUGUACUCUCCGCACUCUGUGCGAGUCCCCGACGCUGAAGGAGUGAAGAUAUGUGGACCGGCGUUCACUGUGAAGAUGGUCGAAGCCAGCGAUAAAACUUCGCCUACUCCAAGCGACCAUUUUGUGGAUGCUGCACCUAGGGGACAUGUUGUGGUUAUCUCUGCACCUCGUCAUUUGAAGUCGGCUGUUUGGGGUGGGCUAAUGUCGGCUGGUGCUAAAGCACAUGGCGUUCUUGGUGUGGUCCUCGAUGGACGUUGUCGAGAUAUCUCCGAGCACCGAUCCCUUUCGUUCCCCGUUUUUGCGAGGGGUCACUCGACGCUAGGUCAAGGGACGUUCUCACGUCCUUCAGAACUGAACGUUCCCCUUACGAUUGAACCGAGAUGGGAGGGAGAGGGGUUUUCGUUUGCUGCCACUGAGGUACAUCCAGGGGAUGUGGUAGUGGCGGAUUUGGAUGGGGUUGUGUGCGUGCCAAGAAGGCUGGUAGGAGAUGUUGUGGCGAGGUGUGGGAAAGGUAGGGAGGUGGAUGAGAGAUGCAUGGAAGAUAUAAGGGCAGGGAGACCGAUUAAGGAAACGUUUGCCAAGUGGCGAGGUUGACGAACGUAUAAUGGAUCGAGAAAGGCGGAACAAGAAUAAAAUUCAUCCCGACGUCCCGAUUGCCGAAUCCCAAGUGACGCUAACUUUGCAAGCCACCAUCAGCUUCUAUUUAGCUCUUCCUCAGCUACACCAUUCUGGCCGGCCCAUUUGUGGCUAUCUAUAGCCCUACUCUAGACAUUCGUCCGUAUUCGCUGCAUAUCUAUGGAGGUGCCCUGUUUGGGGCAGCACUCUCGAGAUGCUAUAGAACCGUGGGCUUGUUCAGUCACAAGCUAGCUGAAUCAUAC